CCUACGACGACGACGACGACGUCGACGUCGACGGUGGGACUGUGUCAACCCCGACCCCCUGGGCCCCCUGUCCCUGCCAAUCUGCCGCAGAUAUCAUCCUCAUCGUCAUCACCACCAUCGUCAUCAACGACUUCAUCAGCGACAACAUCUUCAUGUUCCUCAUCGUUGUCGUCGACUUUCAGUUGUUUCACAAACACAACCACCACCACCACCAAUUCUCAAGCUGCUUCCAGACCAGCCUUUGUUACGACCCCUGCCGUCAGUCAGUCCCAGAGUCAUCUGCCCCAACAGCAGUCACAGCAGCAGCAGCACAGCAGCAGCACUGGCAUCAUCAGUCUGUCAAUCGCCAACAACAGCAACAACAACAGCAGCAGCAGCAGCUGAACAUCCAGCAAUCGACUCCUCAGAAGAUCUGCGCACAGCAGCCAAAGAAUAAUAGUAACAGUAACAUCAGCAGUAACAACAACCUGCUCACCAGCGCUCAACAACAACAACAACAGCAGCAGCAGCAGCAGCCGGCACAGCAGAAGCAACAACCGCAGAUGUGCGGCGUCCAGCUGCAGACUAGCGAGCAGCCCCCUCAGAACACUUCCCCAACGGUGGCUACUGCCGCUGCGUCACAGCAGCAGCAGCAACAGCACCUUCAGAUAAAGCAAGAACCUCCGGAAGCAGCACCUGCGACGCAGCAGCCCCAGCGCCUUGACGCUACGACGCAAGUGAAGGUAGAGCCAACACCUUACCCCCUUCCCCAACCUCCCCCGCCUCAAGAGGGUACCGGUGAGGCGGCGGUGGGCCAGGAUACAUCCGACGACUUGGAGGCUCUCCGUCAGCGCCUUCGUCAGAACGAACUUGACAUUCCUCAGUGUACCUGCCCAGUGCCCCCUGGUACCCCAGACCCGGGUCCGAUUUACAGUCACCUGGGCUCGUCAUCCACUCUGCCGGGCUUACGGGAGACGCUCGAGAAGCAAACCGGAUACACAGGCACUGCUAUUAGAAUAGAAAAAGUAGUUUACACUGGGAAAGAAGGCAAGACAGAUUCCGGUUGUCCGCUUGCCAAAUGGAUAAUUCGCCGAGUUAGCCCGGAAGAGAAGAUGCUUGCUGUUGUCAAAAGGAGAGCCAAGCACACGUGCUCAACGUCCUGGAUAGUUGUGGCAGUUGUCGCUUGGGAGGGGGUUCCCCUGCCAAUUGCUGAUGAUCUAUAUUCUGUGCUUGUAUACAAGCUGAACAGAUAUGGAAACCCUACGGAAAGAAGGUGUGGUGUUAAUGACGAACGCACUUGCGUUUGUCAAGGAUUCAGUCAAGAGACCUGUGGUGCUUCGUAUAGUUUCGGCUGUUCGUGGUCCAUGUAUUACAACAUGUGCAAAUAUGCUCGCAGUAAAACAGCAAGAAAAUUCAGACUCACUGAUGAGCAAGAGGAGAGCGACAUCGAACAUAAAUUACAGAGCUUGGCUACAAUUUUAGCACCUCUGUACAAGAGAAUGGCACCUUCUUCUUACACCAACCAAACUGCCUUAGAAGAUGAGAGUUUGGAGUGUCGUCUUGGAUAUGAACAUGGGCGUCCGUGGGCGGGAGUCACUGCAUGCGCAGAUUUCUGUGCUCAUGCACAUAAGGACAACCACAACAUGAAUAAUGGUUGCACAGUUGUAGCCACCUUGACAAAACACAGAGGAUUUGCCAAACCAGAUGAUGAGCAACUACAUGUCUUGCCAUUGUAUGUACUAGACCCAACUGAUGAAUAUGGAACCUAUGAAGGCUAUCAAAGAAAGAUUCAGUCAGGUGCUCUGGAGGUGCUAAACAAAUACCCCUGUGAAAUUCGCCUUCGAACUGUACCACUUCUUUCAUGUCGAGCAAGAAAUCUUUUGGCCCGAGGUCUUCCCAUCCCAAAGCGUGGAAGAGGCAGAGGAAAAGCGAAAGGAAGAGAUAUUGGAAGACGACCGCAAGUCAAUGGAAUCAACAAAGCUCCAGUACCACCCGUGGAAUUGAAUGAUUUGUUUGGACUUAACAUGGAUUCAGUGCUAAGUAGCAUAGACUUCAGUGACCCUGAUGAUGUACUUAACCAUUAUGGUCUUAAUGGUUCUGAUUACGGAUGGCUUUUAGAUGUUGGCCCAGACAAUGAUUUAGGACUUUCAUGUGAUAUAGACUCAAUAAUUUCAAGUAAAGAUGAUAGUACAAGCAGUGAUGACGUUGCAUCUUCCAGUAACUCUGUAGCCGAUAAUUGUUACAAUGAUAGCCAGAAGAAUGUUGGGAAUUUGGCAGCUUCAGAAAGUCACUUAAGCCAAAGAGAAAGUGCACCUGUUCAGACUUCAGCGUCUAAUGAAUCUCAGUUAACCCCUAGUGUUCCUCCUACCAGUCAAUUAGGAAGCUCACUGAAAACUGUUUCUGGGCCAGGUGCCUCUCCAACAGUACAAGGAUUCCCUCAUGUUCCAGCUUUAAUGCCUCCUCCCCAGUCACCAGCACCUAAAAGACCUUUUUCCCCUCAGUCAUGUAGCUCUCCAAUGUCUUCUCGUUCUACAACCCCAAUUCUUCCUCUUCAGUCUGGUAGCCCAACUGUAUCGCCCCUUCCCUCUCCAGUUGUACGUUCAGCACCACAGCAAAUGAGUCCUUGUCAUUCUCCGUUGGGAUCCCCUUCAUUGAGACUGAAUCCUCCACCAUCAACUAGUCCAUGCUCCUCCCCUCUUCCUUCGCCAUUUGCCAAUUCAUUUACUCCACCAGGUCCUGCACAGGAUACGAGUCCUAGCUCUUCCCCUUUGCCAGGUGCAAGUAACUCAACACCCUCAAUUCCAGCACAGUCUCCACAGGGAUGCCAACCACCAUUAGCAUCACCCUUUGGAGGGCCUGCUGGAACAUUACAGUCGUCUCCUUUUGGUCCGAGCUGUUCUGUAAGCAUGCCCCUCACUCCUGUAUCGUCCCCAGUUCAAAGUAACCAAGGAACUGCCAGUUCUCAACAUUCCCAGUCUGUCAGUCAGUAUCAGAUGUGUACAAAUUCUAUGGAAAGCCAAAGCCAAAACUUCUGUAAGUCUCAAAAUGAUAAACUCCAGUCCCACCUCCCCAACUCUUCACAAAUUAAUCCCUCCGUUACUUGUAGUUUGCAACAGACGAUGCAAAAUGGUUUCAAUCCAUCUCCGCAAAUGCACUACAGAAGUACAAAUCAAUUUAGUAGGGGACCAAAUAUGCAAGAAGAAAUGCCUUUCCAUCAAGAUAGGUUGCAGAGUGACCCUUUUUCCAAUUUAAUGAGCUACACGAAUAAUAAUAGCAAUGAAAUUCCAUGUAGUCAGCCAAAAGAACCUGAAACCGUAAUCAGAUAUAGUGACAACAUUGAGAAUUUUCAUGAUCCAGAUAUUGGCGGUGUAGCCAUUGCUCUGACACACGGUUCGGUGCUAUUUGAAUGUGCCAAACAUGAAUUACACGCCACGACUGCACUAAAAAAUCCUAAUAGACGUGAUCCCAAGAGAAUUAGUCUCGUGUUUUAUCAGCACAAGAACCUCAUCUAUAGAAACCACGGAUGGGAAAGGUUUGAAGAGAAGAUGGAAAAGAAGCGGAGUGAAGAGGAGAGGUUGAUAAAAGAGGGAAAAUUAGAGCCUUCUCCUCGAAAGAAGAAGAAGAUGAUGAAGGAAGGCUUCGUCUUUCCUGAAGAGAAGAUGAUGAACAUUGAGCCGGAAUUCCAAAGGAUGAAUGGGUUAGCCAGUAUGAAGCUAGAGGCAGGAAUUAAUCCAGUUCUUAGUGAUGGACAUGGUAUUGGAAACAGGCUAGGCCACCCACAAGGUCAUCAGGUGGAUAAAAAGCCAGCCAUUGUUGAUCCCCAUGCUGAUCUCAAGAACUUUAAGCACCCUGAUUUGAAAUCCCCUCCCGUAAGUUAUGGUAAUUAUCCUAGGCCUUUACAUCCUUCCUUAGAUACCCCAAGACCUUAUAGUCCUUGUAAAAAGUAUAUUGUUUCUCCCCAAAGACCCGCCUAUUCCUUGGCUUCAUCUCCUCCUAAUGUUAUGCUUUCCAUGGCUCCAUCACUUAAUCCUCGCCACCAGAAACCUAGACCCACUCCUGACCAUACAUAUUCAAUCGGGCACCCCCACGGUGGAUUUUAUGGAGAUCACUGCCGGCCUCCUUUCAAUCCUGCCAUGCAAGAGUUUACUCCCUAUAAUUCCAUGCCCCAUCCUGCAGCACAAUCUCAUCAACUUCCAGGUCAUCACCAGCAGCGAAACUUUCCCAGUCAGUACCCCCAUCAUCAUGGUCUCAUGCCAGGCUCAUAUGGUAGCGCAAAUCACCCCAGUAAUCAAGUGCAUCAUUCUCAAAACAACAUGAUGCACAGCCCUUAUGGCACACCAAUGCAUAGUCCACAGAAUAUGGUGAGUCCCCGUGGUGCACCUGUGCUUAGCCCACACGAUAAUUCAAUGCAUAGUCCUUGCAGUAAUCCACAUCAAAGUCCUCAUAGUAAUUCAUUGCAAAGUCCACAUAGUCAUCUGCAUCAUAGUCCACAAGGCAAUCCUUUACAUAGUCCUCUUAGUAACUCAUUACAAUGUUCCUAUGGUAAUUCAGUGCAUAGUUCACAUGCAAAUGUAAUGCAAAGUCCCCAUGGCAGUCUAAUGAACAGCCCCCACAGUAACCCAAUGCAGAGCCCUCAUGGUACUCCUAUACACAGUCCUCAUGCCAACAGCAUGCUUAGUCCUCAUGGAAACAUACUAAGUCCGCAGAACAAUUACAUGUUAAGUCCUCCAGGAAACCCACCUAACACAUCAUUGCCAAGUCCACAAGCAAACAUGCAGAGUCCACUUGGGCCUGCUUGUAUGUUGAGUCCAAAUGUAAGUACGCACAGUACAUCUGCGUUAAGUCCGCGGGCAAAUCCUCAUAAUAUGUGCAUGCAAAGUCAGCAUUCUAAUCCUCUUGUAUCAAUGGCAAAUAUGCAGAGCCCUUCAAUGGCAGGUCCCCUUGUAAAUACACAGAGCACUUGUUUCUCCCCUCAACAAGGACACCAACCAACACCCACAUCAAAUACAUUUACAAAUGUGCAAAACACCAGCAUGUCAAAUCAGCAGUCCACUCAACUCGUUAAUAAUAUGUUGAGUCCAAAUUCUAAUUCAACCUGCACCUCCUUACCAAAUGCCAAUGUGAGUCCGCAGAGUUCUUGUAUGUUAAAUACAAAGUCAACCAUGGUUACAAAGCAGAAUAACUGCUUGGUCAAUUCUCAGAUGACCCAAAAUGCAUCGGUGCAAAAACCAGUUGCAAGCACUCAUAACACAUCUAACAUUAAUGUAGGCCAUCCUUCUGUCCAAAGCCCACAGGCAAGUCCAUGUGACACUUCUUUGCCAAGUCCAGCUGUUGAUCAAAGUAAAAACAUCAUACCUAGUUCAGUGAAAUCGACUUCACAAUCGGAUGCAAGUGAGAAUUGCGAGUCUGUGACUAAACCCACAGUGAGUAACCAUCAACCAGAAAAUUCUUCACAUAUGACACAACCAUCGAAAGGCUCCAUAACCUUACAGAAUGCUUGUAUGCCAGGGGCUAAUUUCAGUACACAAAAUGUUCCUUCAUCUGAUGUUUCAUCAAAUCUACAUAGCAUGGCUAUGCCAGGACAUCACAUAAACACUAAUGUGCCUGAUUCAAAUGUUCCUGUAAACCACCACAACAUGCCUGUUCUUGGUCAAAAUCAAGGCUACCCUAAUCCCCAAAUUCCCCAACCCUCUUAUGGUUUAACUCCUCCUUACAGCCCUGGUCCCCACGGCGCUCUAGCACAAGGAACUCCUCUUCCUAGCUUCAACAAUGGCCCCAGUAACUAUACAGCGCUGGCGCCUAGAGGGCCUCCAACCCACUCGACUUCCACAUGGUCAGAGAUGCGAUAUGCUCCGCCAUUUAGAGUGACUGGACCCUACAGUGAAUGGUCAGGGAAUUGAGGAUAAAGUCCAGCUAUUCCCAGGGAAUCGAGAGUGAGGUCCAGGUGUUCCCAGGGAAUUGUGGAUGAGGUCCAGCGAUUCCCACUUAUUGUUAUUCUUCUUGGUUCUUGCUGUUACCAUGUUACUUUUCAAAUGCCGUAUAACUUUAAUGUUUGGCUGUGAGCUGGCUAUAGAAGCUCAAAAUGUGGUAGCUGCAGCGUAACUGGUCACAAAGAGUGAAGACUUACUUUCUAUUCAGAUUUAGCACUAGUCGAUAUUUAUUUAUUGUGGCUAAAUGACACUUAGUUCUUUGGAGAAACGAUAUGAUUGUACAGUAUGUAAACUCUUUGCCAUAUCACAAGCCAUUACUUGUGGAAUGAUCUCAUGUGAGUGAAAGAUGUCUUGUAGAACUUUUUGGUGACAAUUCUCAUUUUUUCAUUGAGGAAACAGAUGUAUAGUUGUAAGGUAGUAAUCUUACCACAAAAGUGUCGCUUCUUAGAUGGCUUAUUUAUAAUUUUCUUGUAAAUAGUAUGCAAACUGUUUAGUUUUUUAAUGUAAGGAUUUCUAUUUACUGAUAAUUGACUCUAGAAAAAAUACAAUACAAAGUCAGUUGUUUUCGAAUUGAAGAUGUUGAAGCUGAUUAAUAAGACGUGAUGUCUGUCUGUUUUUCUGGUGAUCUUUAAUACUCAGAAGUGUUCUAUUUAUGGUGUGGGGAAUAAUCAGAUGAUUGCUCAAAUAUUCUCCAUUAACAAUUGAAUUUUAUUUUUUUGGACAUACAGCACUAAGCCAAGAUGAUUACUAGUCUAUGCAAGGCAUUUUUAAGAAAUUUAGCAUUGUACUUUAUUUUUUUCCUUAGGAUAAUUAUUACUAACAUAUUUUUGGCCAAAAUUAAGGCCUCGAUAUAAUGUUAUUGUUUUAGGGACAUUUAAGGACAUGAUCACCGAGUACAUAGCUUACAAAAGUACGCCCAUUCAGAUUCUCACAUCUUAUCUCAAAAAGCCACAUAAAGCAGUUGUGAACACUUCCCCAAAGCCCCCAAAAGAAGGUUUAAUUGCAUCAGAUGGGUAAAUUUUAGGCCCAGUGAUGUCACGCAUUGUUGCAUAAAUUGAUGAUGGUGAAAGUCAAUCUAGGAAAUAAUCUUAUCUUUUCUCAUUGUUAUUUAUUAUUAUUAUUAUUAUUAUUAUUAUUAUAAUUAGUUCAUUACAAGUAAUUUGCAACAAAAAAGUAACAUGUCUGGGCCUCCACCAAGUAACAUUUUUAGACUUAAGUUGCCAGUGGGCAUAAUUUCAAUGGAGCCCUCCACAUUGAAUGCAGCAAGAGUGGACUUCUCCAGCAAUGGAGUUGUGGGGAGUUGAAUGUUGUAAAAAAAUCACAAAGUUGUUUGCUUUAUCUUAGUUUAAGUGCUCCAAAAGUGUUGAUUUUCUCUGUAAGUGUAAAUAAGGUUCACUGAAAAGUUUUCCUUAUGUUGAUCUCCAGCGUUUGAGCUGCGUUUUACUUUCUUUUUGAUAUUUUACCUAAGGACUUUUGUAUUAUAUUGUAAUGUCACCUCUGUCAUGAUAAUUGUAAGCUGUUGUUAUAUUUUGACCCUUGAUAACAUGAGGAAGCCUUGUAUGACAUUAUUUAAUGUAACUAUUUCUUAUUUUAAAAUGUCUUGAUUUUUUUUAUCUCUUUAUGUUGUCAUUGUGUUCUUCUGUACUCCCACAAAUCUGAUGCUGGAGUCUCCGCUUGCUACAUUUGCCUCUGUCGCCUUACUGUCGCCAUCUCGUGUACAAAUAAUGUUUUGUGCAGUCUAAUUCUCCCUUUACUUUUUCUAUUGAUUCUUGACAAUUGAGGUGCACUAGUUCAUAAUCACCCUUUAUAAAUAAAACAAAAAAAGCUGUAAAUUUUUGGAUAUUAUAUCCCUGUGCUACUUGCAAAGAAGAAUGAAAAAAAAACUAAUAAGCUUGAGAAUCUUUUUGUAUUUUUACAUGCAUUUUGAUACUUUUAUUGACGGCAAAAGUGAAGUAUUGUUUCGUAGCAGUACCUAUGAUAAGCGGGAUGUAGAGAGGGGUCGGGGUGGACCCACUGGAAUGAGCUCUGUUGAUGACGUCAUGUAUUUUUCAUCCUACUACGUUUUACAAAGUGGCAUUGUGAUCUCUAGGCAGAAAUAGUGCUUUCAUUGAAGCUUCAUUUCCUGGUGUUUUCACGUUUUGAAGUGUAUAAUUAAAUGAAUAACAUUUCCCAAAGCUAUGAAUUAAAAUGCUGAAAAAAAAUCACCACUGUCCAUUUUAUGACAGAAGUUGCAGCUUGAAGGCACAUAUUCUUUUACAGUGUUUAUGAAAGUUAUCGCAAUGUUAUGUUUUGCCUGAAGUUGCACAUCUGGUCAUAUUGCAUCAUUGCCACUGCUGCCUUUCUUCCUGGUGCCCUAAUGUAGUAAGUAAAUAAACGCUUGAUUGUCGGAUAAGUCGUGACGCUGGAUUACAAAGUACAAAUUAAAACCCACCCUUCGUCUGCGUUAGGAUGACACUCCUCUUUACACCCCGCCGGCUUAGUUGAGAUCUCCUUACGGAAAAACAUAACUGGUUUCUGUCUGUCUGUCUGUCUCUUUCCUGGUCUGAAAAAUCUCUCGUUCAAUGUUUGUUUUUUCUAUCUUGAUACCUAGUCAGAUGUCUGUCACAGAUAACCCCAGUCGUGUGAUUAUUGAUGCAUCCCAUUGCCUUAGGCGAGAUGUAUUUUUGUGACACUAGAAAAGGGAUUUUGUAUAAAAACCCUAAAGUAUUUAAGACUAUUUUUCUUAUUUCAUGCUGACAUUAGGGACAAAAAAGAUGAUGUUUGUGUUGUGCUCUUUGUAAAGUUAAACUAAAUACUAUAUAUUUUUUAAAUAAUGGUGGAUUUAGAUAUAUUGUUUAGCUAGCAAGACAAAUUGUAGAGAAAAUAUUGUUACAUAUAAGAAUUUGAUAUUCAUGACUAAUUGUACUGUGUUAACUGUACAAUGUCCCUGAUGUUAACCAGUUUUAGGACUCUUGGUCAAAACCAAGUAGAUGAUUGUACAAAUGUAAGUUUAUUUCCUAUUCUGUUGUCACAGAAACACAAUUUUUAAUGACCAAGAUAUCAAUUUCAUAUCCUUGCAGCUUUUUGUAAUUUCCAUGGGGUUUUAUGUGACGGGACAGACAAAAUCGCUCUCAAACGUUUAAUAUCUUGAACCCACUCAUGAAUACUCCCACUCCAGUGUCCCUUCAAAUGACCAUAGAUAACAAAGUCGGAACUUGAAUUCAAGGCAUUGAGAUACGGAUGAUGAUGGCAGUGUUACUGAAUAGCUGAUAAAGUCUCAUGCUUGUACAUAUAAUUAUCUUUAAGGUAGCCAACAGUUAUUACUGUGAAGGAUUGAACAAUUACGAAUCUUGUUAAGGGUUACUAUGAAACCGAGUCUCUUACCAGAUGCAACACAUGAGGGAAAGGUGUUAUGGUAUUUCUGUACAAGGUUAAUGAUUGUUGAUUGUGUCACUCAUUACGAAUAAUGAUUAUAAUCAAUGUGCCGAUAGAUAUGCUCUUUUGCCCUUUGCUGAUAAUUAUGUUCUGUUUAGAUGCAAUAAUAUAUAAAAUUGUUUGUGCCGUUUGUCAGACACAUCCGCUGUUCGUUUCUUACCAUAUUGAGGUAGUCCACAAUGGCAAAGAAUUUUGUAAGAAUUUCCACUUCUCUGCUUCCUUCAAGAAAAGGGAUGCCUUAGCAUUGAUAGAGUGUUAUUCAUACAGAAUUCCUGUGGCACAUAUGACGAUGCAAACUCUGAACCCGUCAUUAGUUUCAGUAAAACCUCGACUUUUUCUCCAUCUCACUAAACCUGCUCGUCAGGGAAAAAUGACUGGGAUUUACUGAAAUUCAAACCCCGGUUCAGUUCAGUUGAAUUCGUCAUGCGUUUGUGGACCAGCCCUGUACAAUAGUACCGCAAGGUCCCCACACGUGACCUGCGGAGCCCCACCAGGUACCCCCCUAAAAUGGACUGUGGCUAAGAGGCUGGUCAUGGAUAGGUACUGGCAAGGUAAUGGUAUGGAGGAUAUGGUACCAGCAGCCAUGAAUGCCUCGCAUCGCAGGGCAAUGAGUGCUCCUUUUUUUUUAAGAGAAGGUCGUGAAAUGGUUUUUGGAAUUUUAGAUGAAGCAGAUAUUCUGUAAAUACGAUAGAACUCAGCCUUGUUUAAAGUGUCCGGAAACUAUCGCAUUGCCUUGCACCACAUACAGAAUGUUUUUCCUUGUUGACUGUUGCAUAGGUUAUUGUGCCAACAUAUUUGGGUCUCUCCGCUGAUUUACCUGAUAAUCAAAGCUAACAGAUGCCUAUAGAUAUUUUUACCCUGUUUAAACACAGACCAGAUUGUUAUUCAUGACCUGAAAUCUGUAAUCUUAAAGAAGUGAAUCUCACCGAGGACCCAAUCACUACUUUCCUGGGCUGCGGUGCAUUGAUGGUUGCGAUAGAGUUAGUUCACUAGAGUAGACCAAACGUAGGUGGAACAUGUAUCAAUAAUUAUGCUGUCUAUGUUCUCAUCCUUAAUAAAUGAUCAAAACAAA
Molecule: messenger RNA, 10395 nt
Organism: Macrobrachium nipponense
Lineage: Eukaryota; Metazoa; Arthropoda; Malacostraca; Decapoda; Palaemonidae
Gene: Tet
Exons: 6
Coding region: 153-5879 (1908 amino acids)
Biological process (GO): positive regulation of transcription by RNA polymerase II
Cellular component (GO): nucleus
Molecular function (GO): DNA 5-methylcytosine dioxygenase activity
Source: RefSeq, a predicted model, not a curated record